Momordica charantia (bitter melon) is the source of this 1255-nucleotide messenger RNA. RefSeq lists its product as uncharacterized. Gene Ontology annotation, molecular function: rRNA (uridine-N3-)-methyltransferase activity. NCBI's taxonomy places the organism in Eukaryota, Viridiplantae, Streptophyta, Magnoliopsida, Cucurbitales, Cucurbitaceae. Gene Ontology annotation, cellular component: cytoplasm. Gene Ontology annotation, biological process: rRNA base methylation. The record is from RefSeq and is a predicted model, not a curated record.
AUGUUCAUCAUCGGCCGGCAACCGCACGCCGGACCGGAGGGAGACUACGACGGCGAGAAGUGGCUGAAAUAUUACUGCUCCAACCACGAAAUACUUUUGGUCGGCGACGGAGAUUUCUCCUUCUCACUCAGUUUGGCCAGGUCUUUUGGCUCUGCUUCUCACAUCGUCGCUACCUCGCUCGACUCCUACUACGAUGUUGUGAGGAAGUACAAGAAAGCGAGGUCUAAUUUGAGGACUCUGAAGGAUUUAGGUGCGACUGUAUUACAUGGAGUCGAUGUGACUAAAAUGAAGCGUCAUGUCGACUUGCAUAUGCGUAAAUUUGAUCGGAUCAUCUUCAAUUUCCCCCACGCCGGUUUCCAUGGGAGGGAAGACAAUGUCUUAAUGAUUCAGAUGCAUAAGAGGCUUGUGUAUGAGUUCUUCAAGAAUGCAAGCCAAAUGCUGCGAGCCGAUGGCGAAAUCCAUGUGAAUCACAAAACAAAAGCCCCAUUCUGCGAUUGGGAUAUCGUCCAACUCGCCCUUCAGAACUCUCUGUCAUUGAUUGGAUGUGCUAAUUUCAACAUUCAGGACUACCCUGGAUAUAAAAAUAAGAGAGGGCAGGGCCAUAGAUGCGACCGUCCUUCCUAUUUGGGUGAGUGCUGUACUUUCAAAUUCAGUAUUAACCAUAGAGCCAAGAAGGCACCACGAGUAGUUCACAUGAAUGCCAUAGAAAUGCAAAGAAAUCGGCCAUUUCAGGAGAUGCCAAUCUCAAAUCACUGCCAUCCACAUCCAUAUCCAAAUUCAUUUGAAUCGAGCUACUCUCACUUCCCUACACGGAGUCAUCCAGCUCCGUUCGAGCCCGAUCGUUCUCGAGUAACUAAUUAUCCUAUCAAUGCACAUAGUUAUCAGGCACCACCACCAGUUUAUUCCCUCAAUCAAAGCUCUAGGACAUAUCAUACAAACUCACUUGAUACUGAACAAGCAUAUGCUUUUGAGGAAUACCUUGUGAAUGCAAUUGGUGCUUUGCUUAGUAGAUCUAGGACAGGAAUGCCCGAGAGGACGUCGAAUGGCGAUGUCCAUCGGACGAGCACUUUGAGGUCGGUUAUAUCGCGGAGUCGAUCUUCCAAUUGUGGUGAGGAGAGAACAGAUGCACAUACAGCACAGGGAUUGUUUCGUCACCAUUGGUAAAUAGUAAGUACUCUCUGGCUGUACCAAAAUGUAGUAUUUGAUAGGCCACCAUAUGUUGGGAUUGUGAAGCUUUUGUUAUUUUUUUGAUCAA